UGCCGGGCAGGCAGAACCCCUCGAGGGCGCGCCAGUUCGGAGGUGGCGCCGGAGCGCUUCUUCGGCCCCCGGCUGCGCUCCAAGGGCCACUCCGGGACUCCUCUGGGGAGCCAGCAACAGAUGCUGCAACGAUGGAACUGAGCUGCACUGAAGUACCUCUUUAUGGACAGAGCACUAUAUAUGGAACAUUUGACAAAAAUCUCCUGGAGGAUGCUGAAUUCUACUUUGUUUACAGUGGCUCAAUCCAGAGACAUGUGGUUUUAGCCAAGCACGUUACUGAUAAGUCCCUUGAAUCUAUUGUCCCAGCUCAUGGAGAACAAGAAAAUGUUUCUGUCUCUGCAGUCAUGUACACAAAAGAAGGCGUACUUGUGACUCUGGGCUUUGCAUCUGUCACUUUCAAGCAGGACACAGCUUAUGAGUUAGCAUGUUUUCUGAUGAGCCAAGCUGAUUGCCUCACUCCCUCCAGUCACCAGACACUUCUCAGCAGGUUUGGUUUAACGGAGGAGGAUUUUCAGGCCCUGGAUCAUGAUGUCAUGCUAGCUAUGGCUCAUGGAGAUUUUCCACCUGCUUGGAGCACUGUUGGGAAUAGUUCUGGAGAGGAAUCUAAAUGCAAAGAAACACUUCUUCAUCUCGCAAUGAGACUGGGGCUGGUUAAACUUUCCCAGUUCCUGUUAUGCCAGCCAGGUGGGACAGUUGCAAUCACUCUACCUAAUGAAGAUGGGUUCACACCUUUGGACUUGGCUUUACAGAAUGGGCACUUGAGGCUUGUUGAACUCAUUUCCAGGAGGCAGCCCAGCCAUCCAUCUGAGAUUUCUAAAGUGGAGCUUGGUGAGACUGCAAUCCUACAAUUUGCUCAUUCAUCAGGAACUCUGACACUGACACUUAAUCGCGCGUCAGACCAUUUGCUAGAAUCUGAUGUUCAGCUCUUCAGGAAAUAUUUAUGGGAUAGAGCUUUUCUGCACAAGAAUCUUCCUCCAAAGCAAGCUGAGACCUUGAAAAGAGUUCAGAUGCCUUGCAAUUCUACAGCUUCUGAAGAAGAUCCCAUGGACUUUGUUUCUGAAGAGCCAGCUUUCAAAAAUGAAGAUUCAACGUUUUACAAAGAUCAUGUGAUUCAGCCAAGUGAAAAUGAAGAUGAUUUAGUUCAACAACAUUCCCCAUUUGAGGCUUAUCGGAAAACCUCAAAUCCCUCCACCUUCUUUGCCGCAGCCAGACUUUCUGCGAUGCUGAAUGGAAGUGAAGAAGUCUAUGCGAACCGCAUGGUGGUGGAUCAGAUGGAAGACAUGGGCGUCAAGUACAUGAAGGUAGACCAGUCUGCUCCUGAAAUGUACAGAGACCGCGCAGACUCGAAUGAAGAUCCAGAAGCAUCAGCAAAUAGUGGGGACAGCAGAAACUCCUCCCCCAUCAUUCAGUCUAAUUUGGAUGCAGCAGGUCCAUACUUGUCUCUCAAGAAGACACAUGGAUUUAGCAAUCAACGGAAUCAACGCUAUUCCAUCAUUAAAAAAAGGAGUUCUAGUCUUGAUGACUUGGAUGUAGACAAUGGAGAUGAAAGAAUUUCUAACCGAUCCCAUAACUGCUACCCUUCAAUGUCCUUCAACUCUUCUGCAACCUUGGACAAUAGGGAUGGGUUAGGUUCUUCAGAGACAACCACAGAACUGGAUUUUAACAUGAGCAGGGCUGAAUCCCUUCCUUUGUCCAGCAAUCUGCAGUCAAAGGAAUCCUUACUGUCCGGAAUUCGGUCUCGUUCAUAUUCCUAUACGUCACCCAAAGUCUUAUUAGGGAAAUCACACUGUGCACGGGACUUCACAGUAGCCGAUGCAAAUGACGAACAACGUGCAUUCAGCUUGCCUGAACAGUCAAGAGAGAAAAGGAUUCCGGAAGAAGAGUGGGAAAAGUAUAUAAUACCUACAAAAUCAGAAUCUGAAAAAUAUAAAGUCAGCCGUACUUUUAGCUUUCUGAUGAAUAGAAUGGCCAGUACACGAAAUAAAUCCAAGGCCAAAAAUAAGGACGCCAAAGAGAAGGAGAAGCUUAACAGGCACCAAUUUGUUUCUGGGACUUUUGCUGGGGUGCUGCCAUGCUUCUCAUGUGAGAAAGCCCUUUUGGGGAAAGAGGCAUUGCAGUGUUUAUAUUGCAAUGCACUUGUGCAUAAAAAUUGUAGAGAAAGUGCUCCUGGGUGUCCAAAACAGAAAUCCCAAGAGAGGUGCCAUAUUAAGAACAGGAUGCAAGCUGUCCAGACAAGUAAGCACUCUAAUCCAUCGUUCAGAGAUGUUCCACAGCCAACAAUGUCCUCAAUGCACCCUUCUACCUCAACACCCAUUGGAUUAUCUACUGUAAAAAAAGAUGUAUUGCAGCCAUCAAACCCCUUAUCCAAAAGUGUUCCAGGUACCAGUUUUGAAAGGAAAUCCAUGUCACCUUUGGAAUCAGAUGCCGAUACCAGCAGCUGGAGAUCUCGGUCUCACUCUGAAGAGCUGUUGCAAUCAAUAGGGACCGCUUCGUCAGUUGACUCUUUUAUAAUUGAAGCUACAGACGACGUUGAUGCCUCCCUGUGGAGCGACCUCAGCACCGAUGCAUUAGAAUUUGAGGCAGAAUCCUGGAGUCUUGUUGUCGACCCUUCAUUUUGCAAUAAGCAGGAAAAGGACAUUAUCAAACGGCAAGAUGUGAUUUUUGAGCUGAUGCAGACAGAAGUACAUCACAUCCAUACCCUAUUCAUUAUGUCUAAAAUAUUCAGAAAAGGAAUGAAAGAAGAAUUGCAGCUGGAUCACAGCACUGUGGACAAAAUAUUCCCCUGUUUAGAUGAACUGCUAGAACUUCACCAGCAGUUCUUCUGCAGUAUGAAGGAAAGACGACAGGAAUCAUGUGAGGAGGGCAGUGAUAGAAAUUUUGUAAUUAGCAGAAUUGGAGACAUCCUUGUGCAGCAGUUUUCAGAAGAGAAUGCAAACAAAAUGAAGAUGAUAUAUGGGGAAUUUUGUAGUCAUCAGAAAGAAGCAGUGAGUCUGUUCAAAGAACUGCAACAAAAUAAAAAGUUUCAGAACUUCAUCAAACUACGGAACAGUAAUCUUUUGGCUCGACGUAGAGGAAUCCCAGAAUGUAUUCUGCUUGUUACUCAAAGAAUCACAAAGUACCCAGUUCUGGUGGAGAGAAUAUUGCAGUAUUCCAAAGAAGGAACUGAAGAACACCAAGACUUAUGUAAAGCCCUUUGCCUAAUCAAGGAUAUGAUUGCAGCAGUUGAUUUGCAAGUCAAUGAAUAUGAGAAAAAACAGAAAUUGAUGGAGAUUCUCAGUAAGAUUGAAAACAAAACAUAUACCAAGCUGAAAAAUGGCCAUGUUUUCAGGAAGCAGGAUCUGAUCAAGAAAGAGAGGACACUGCUGCAUGAAGGCUUAGUCUAUUGGAAAACGGCUACGGGACGCUUCAAAGAUAUAUUAGCCCUCCUUCUAAAUGACGUGAUGUUGUUUUUACAAGAAAAAGAUCAAAAAUAUAUUUUUGCAGCUGUUGACCAGAAACCUGCAGUUAUAGCCCUCCAGAAACUUAUUGUCAGAGAAGUAGCCAAUGAGGAGCGAGGGAUGUUCCUGAUUAGUGCCUCGUCUACUGGGCCCGAGAUGUAUGAAAUUCAUACCAGUUCCAAAGAGGAACGCAGUCAGUGGAUGAGGCAGGUUCAAGAGGCAGUGGAAAGUUGUCCAGAGGAAGAAGGAAAAAUGAGCGAAUCUGAUGAGGACCGAAGAAUAGCUGAAGCCAGAGCAGCCAAAAUUCAAAAAUGUCAAGUAAUUUUGAGUAACCAGGACCAACAGAUCUGUAGCUACUUAGAAGAUAAGCUGAAUAUCUAUGCAAAGCUUGGAGACAUGAGUGGCUUUGAAGAUGUCCAUGUAGAACCACACCUGCUCAUAAAACCUGACUCCGGAGAAACACCCCAAGUGGCCUCACUCCUGGCAGCUGCUCUCAAGGAAGCGGAAAACCUCCAUGCGGCUGUAAGAUUAUCACAGAUGAAUGAAACAGACCUCUCAACAGAAGAGAGUACUGAAGAAUCGAGCAUGACAGAACGUCUUGGUGAAGCUGAAGACUGCGAAUCUUUGACUGAUUAUACAGAACUGAAGGGGGAUAGAGAGCCUUGUGAUUCAGAUGUCAAUGAUGCAAACAGCUUCACAGAAGCUCACAUGCUGGAUCAGGAAGGAGGCAAGCAUUUUGCUGCUUCUGCGCAAACUGAGAUUGUACAGACUAUCCAGAAUUUAACCCGCCUCUUGUACAGCAUCCAGGCAGCCGUAACCAUUCAGGACAGCCACAUUGAGAUCCAUAAGCUGCUCCUGCAAGAACAGGAAAGGUCCAGCUGGAGUCCCAGUUUCCGUAGCACCUCCCUCCCGGAGCAAGAAAAGCACCGGAACUUCAAACCCAAAGAGGAACUCGUGAAUAUCCAGAAGCUGCAGCACCAGUUCCAGCAAGAGCAGCAGCGCUGGCACCGCGAGUGUGAGCAGCGGCAGCAAGAACACGAGGCGAGAGAGACCUGCUUGCUGGAGAAGGAGAAAGAGUGCCUGAACCGAGAGGAGCUGCUUUGCAAAAACCAGGGAGAGCUGGACGUCCAGCUGCAGGAUUACCAGCAGAACCUGGAGAGGCUCAGGGAGAGCCAGAGGACGGUGGGGAAGGAGAGGGACACAGUCAGGCUGCAGCAGAAGAUCUUGCGCCACUGGAAGCACAGCCGCCAGAGCAGUCUGCCUGCAGUGAUCUCCCCAGGGAACAAUGAGAUCAUGGGGCACAUCCAGUCGGACUGUUUUUGUGGUGAGAAUUCAGUCUUCCUAAAUGAAGCCAUAGUACAGAUGUCAUUAAACCGCCUCAACAGAUCAAACUCAUCUCUAGUUUACCAGGACAGUGUGCGUGGCGUGAACCUGCCAAAUUCAGAUUUAACAAGGACUCCUGAAAACCAGGGCAAGCUCAACAUGGACAUUUCUUCCCAGCAAGCAUUCAUGGGUGAUCCCUCAAAAUCCAGCAGACUCUGCCAUCAUACUCCCUCCUUCAGCGCAGGUCACACAGAUGCUUGUAACAAUUGCAGUUGCACAGAAGCCGUGAACAGCAGGAUGAACUCGGCCAGUGAAGAUUUUGUUAGGAAUCCAGGAAUGAACUCGGAUCUAUCCCUAAAAAGCCAAAUACCCAAAUAUCAAGACAUGAACGCAUUGCAGAGCCAGUGCCCAAGACCACACAGUUCAAGUCUUGUCACUAUCCAGCCUCAACACCCAUCAGAUGUUCUGCUGCACAGUCUACCUGGUGAUAGGGGACAAGAUUCAGAAAGUGGAGACACGGAAGAAAAUAUUGUUUAUCUCUAAAACCUUUCCUUGUUUACUACCAGUAGCACUUUAGGAUGGCUUUUCUCAUUGUUCAUAGUUGGUCUUUGUCCAAAUUACUUUGAAGACAUCUUAUUUAUUGUAAAAAAAAAAAAGUUUUCCAGAUUCAUAGGAUGCAUAUUAAGUUAUUUUUUAAAAACUGUGUCUAAUAUUUAUCUUGUGACACACAUAUUACAUCAGAAAUGCUCUAUAAGCAACAUCAAACAUUGUUGGACUAAAAGCUGCAAUGACUUGUGUAUGAUGUGAACACCACAAUUAGACCUUGGGUGGAAACAUUUCUGUUCCCGGGUUAAGACUGCACAGUCUUUCUGAAAGUAGUGCUGUGUGCAAUAGGAACAUUUGAAAUUUCAUAAUGCAACUCAGUGGCUUUAAAAACAGUAGAUGCAUCAUAGUAGACCAUUCUUACCCACAUGGGUGUCUGUCAUGGGUUCACCAUCAUAUCAGCCUUUGUCUCUGGAUGGGGGAAGCAUACCUGAAAUAUUUCUCAAGUGACUUUCUGGAUCUCCUCGGUCUCACUAUGGCCUCCUCAAAUGAUGCAUUGCCACUAUUGAAGAUCUUUUGCCAAAUUAACACUUUCUUUUCACAGUGAACAAUUUAGUGGCCCAGCGUUGUCUCAAGAUUUUAUUGUAAAAGUGAGGAGCUUCAGGAAACAGAUCCACAUCUGCAAGCUAGAUUCUUGGUGGUUUCAGAUUACUCCUUGGCAGAUGUCUAUAUCAGAGACCUAAGUCUCACCUAGCAUGUAUAUAACUUUCUUUUCAAAGCCUUCGAGGUCAGUUUUGUGAUGUAUUGCUUUAUAACUUGUUCUUGGCUACAUCAAGUGCCCCCUUUUUUUUAUCAAAGCACUGAAAUUCAUCACAUAGACAUUGCUAUCCCUGUGGAACGGAGAGGAGGAUAGUGAGAAAAAUGUAAAGUCCCCGUCCCCCCACCUAACCCAAAUCCACUGCUUUUCACACACAUGGACUACAAAUCAGUGUGCUUCUUUCAGGACAGAGCUUUGAUAACAUAGAGUAAUGAAUGAAGGUGUUUUUUUUCCCUGUGCAUUUUUCAUACAUAAUUGUAUACUUUUUUGAACUUAAUAAAUAUUCUAUAUCUCCAA
Molecule: messenger RNA, 6417 nt
Organism: Podarcis muralis (Common wall lizard)
Lineage: Eukaryota; Metazoa; Chordata; Lepidosauria; Squamata; Lacertidae
Gene: ARHGEF28
Product: Rho guanine nucleotide exchange factor 28
Biological process (GO): cell morphogenesis; regulation of Rho protein signal transduction
Molecular function (GO): guanyl-nucleotide exchange factor activity
Source: RefSeq, a predicted model, not a curated record